This is a messenger RNA of Clupea harengus (Atlantic herring), 9067 nucleotides long. RefSeq lists its product as uncharacterized. The record is from RefSeq and is a predicted model, not a curated record. NCBI's taxonomy places the organism in Eukaryota, Metazoa, Chordata, Actinopteri, Clupeiformes, Clupeidae.
CCUCGUGGUCAGGGAAGGUUUUCAUUCAAACGUGGAUGGUAGUUUUAUUCAGACUGUUGAUAGUAUUGACUGUAUUUGCAUUUUCUUAAUUUAGUCUUUACAAUAUAAUUUAUAAUACAGUUACAUUUCGAUAAUUAGACGUAUAACCUUUGCAAACAGGCCAGAACACUGUCAUUCAGGCGAAGCGUUUCUACUUCCGCUCUGCACUAGAGUCCUUCCUGGUUGCAGUCGCUUGAACAAACCAAACUAGGCAGACCUCAGGAAAAAAAAUCAAGUUUUGCUUAAUGAAGUCCCAAACUCAUAAAGUAUAAGGGAAGUGAUUGUUGUUGCGCUGUUAAACACGGAGGAGCAGACUAUUGCAGAGGAGGCGAUCGGCCGAGUCAGCUAUGUGUGAUCUUGUGCGAUGCAAAAAAUCAUUCUGAACCAUUGAGUGAGUGCAUGCAGCCCAAAAUGCCCGACUGCUGUGCCGCAGCGAAUUGUAACCAGAAAUCAGAUCAGUCAGAUAUUGUCUUCUUUAGUUUUCCUCUGGAUCCUGAACGAUGUAAACGAUGGCUGAAUAACUGUCACAGAUCAGAUCUUGGGACCAAAACCCCUCAACAGUUGCACCAGAGUUACAAGCUAUGUGCAAAACACUUUGAUAGUUCCCUGUUGAGUCAGACGGGUGAUUCCAAGGCAGUUUUGAAGGAUGGGGCAAUUCCGACUAUAUUUGACAUCAAAAGUAAACAGGAACCGCAGACCUACAGGAGGAAACGUCCAGGAGAACCUAUUCCAGGAGAGCCUGAUGCUGUGAAGAAAUGUAAAGAUGGUCACCUAGAAGAGCUGAAUGUGGAUGUCAAGAGUGAGUCUGGAGAGAACAGCGGCUCUUGUGACCCACUGCAGGAUGACAUGGGUGCAAAGGAUGACCCCCACUCAAAGGGCAAAGAAAUCCUCAAGCUCCACUUCAAGGAGACACUGGCUCUCAUUGGCUUCAGCAUUGGGAACAGCCCCUCCCUCAGUGCAGGAGGUCCACUGGGUGGCCAGGGCAGCCAGCUGGAGCCCAACCGCCUGUGCGACGAGAGGGUCGACAAGAAAGAGGUGAUGAAGUUCGGCGAGGACCUCAUGCGUCAGGAGAUUCAGAUCAGCCUGCGGCACUCCCGCUUCUUCUCCGUCCUCCUGCAAGACGUUGCCGUCAUCGAAGGGAAGGAGCAAAUCCCCAUGUUCGUCCGCACCGUCACCGACGCCGGCUUCCCUCAGAAGCACCUCAUAGGAUUUUUACCGUGCGACGUGGACUGCGAGAGUCUGUUCUUCAUGCUUCUGUCGGAGAUCCGGAACAAGUGGGGCUUGAGGAUGGAGCACUGUCGCGGGCUCACGUACCUCACCACAGGUGCCAUUUGUCAGAAGAUGAAGGAACUGUCGAGCAGAAUAUUGAGGGACUUCCCGCAGGUUGUGCUGGCACCGAGUGACCCCUAUGCCUUUAACAUGUGGCUGAUCCGUUCUAUGCCCAUGCUCUCGAUCCAGAAUGCGAUGACCACCGUCGAGGAGGUGGCAACCCUGCUGAGGCAGGUGCCGACUUUGGCGAGCGAACUGGAGUGGCAGAUCUCCGUGUCCUACGGCCACAUGAAAGGCGAGGUCGAGCGGAUCAAAGACUCUUGUCAGGGACACUGGGAAUAUGGCAUCAAUGCAUUCCAGACCAUGCUGGACAUCCUGGAGCCGCUCUUGGUCUCCAUGGGAGGAGUGAAAAUGAGCAGUGAAUUGGAAUCAAAGCCCGACACCGCCGAGCAGGUGGCAAGGCUGAAGCAGACGCUGAAGAAUUUCAACCUCAUCAUAACACUGGUGGUGCUGAAGAACACCCUUUGCUGUGUGAGCAUCCUCAACCCAAGUCUCAGGGGAACGAUCAGCAUCAGCAGCACGUUGCAGUAUACCAUCUCCAAUGCCUUGAAGCUACUCAACAAGUACUUGGGGGAGAUCAACAUACACCACAGAAAGUGGUUUUCUGAUGCAGUGGGCCGAGCAAAGAAGUUGGGCGUAACGGUCAUUCCACCAGAGGACGCAGCAGAGAAAUUGCAGAAUGCACCCGAGUCCCAGGCAGCCCUUGAGGAUUACUACAGAGAGUCGCUAUGCAGGAAGGUUUUGCUCUACCUCGUCGAGGAGGUCAAACGGGUCUUCAGCACGGAGAUGGUGAGAAUCUUGCGCUGGUUGUCACUGGUUCCGUCCUACAUGGCAGACCACAACUUCAGCAUCCGCCGAGACAAAGUGGCCGACGCCAACCUGAACAACCUCUCGCGGCCGGACACCUUCUACGACGAGCUGGGCUGCUGGGAGGUGAAGUGGAGGCACGCCAGCAAGCGAAGGAUCCUGCCCACCACGGUGUUUGCCACGCUCAAAAUACCAGAUAUUGGGUUCUACCCGAACGUUCAGAGCCUGCUGAGGGUUCUGGGCACGAUCCCGUGUGUGAACGCAGAGGCUGAUGUGUAUGGGCAGUAUGACAUGGUUCUGGACCGGUACCAGACUUACAUGAGGGAAACCCCCGUGGAUCAGAGACUGUGCAAUGGGGCAUUUGUCUAUGUCAAUCAAGAUGUGCACAUGAACAUGGAGGCUAUGGUCGAGUCAUAUGUUGAAAAACACCCUGACAUGUUACAGGUGUUGGAGAUGGACAAUGAAGUAAUGGAGACUCAACCAUCAGCACCUGAGAAUGAUGAAAAUGGUGAUGGAGAAGAGACUCAAAUGGUGUUAUCAACCGUGGACACGGAAAGACACAGACAGAAAGAUUGUCCUGAAACCAACAAAGAAGCUCUCAAAUCAGCCUUACAGUCAGCAGUAACUGCAGCCUACAGCAGCCAGAAUAAGAAGUCCAAGGGGGCUACUGAGGAAACGGAGGCAGGGACGGAGUACGUGUCCAAGUCCGAGAUGAAGGAAGUCCUCCGGGUGUGCGAGGAUGCAGUGAGGGAGGGAAUUCUGUCUGAAGUUGGGACCUCCUUCUUCUCCCUCUUCAUCGACCGCGUCAUCCGAAUGGGAGAGGUGGACUAUCUUCCCCUGUUCCUCAGGUUUGUCGACAACUUUGACGUCAUGCGGCUGGAGCUGAUGGGCUUUGUGGAGACGGAUAUUGACUGCGAGGCCAUGUCCGAGCGGCUCUUCAAUCUGGUGACCAGCGAAUGGCGCCUGGACCUGAACUACUGUAGAGGGCAGGCUUACUUAGGCUCAGGCGAGGUCUCGUAUAAACUCAAAGCUUUUGCCUGCAAAGUCCAGGAAAAGCACCCUCUUGCAAUAUGCACUUACAGCUCCUGCUACUCCUUCAACACGUGGUGGUCAAGAACAGUUCCCGUUCCCUCAAUUACAAGGGCGCUCGAUGUUCUGGAAGAGGCCAUGUUGUUUUUUGGCAGUACCCCUGCGCUAGAGAAACAGUUAGACCAGGUCAUAGGGAUCGGCCUCCGGGAGAGCUUUGAGAAGAUCCACGAGCUUCAAGGCAAAUUCUGCUCGGUUUGGUUGGAGAAGCAUGACAGCUGCGAGGUCUUUGUGCAGAUGCUGGAGCCGUUGGUGGAGUGUCUUGAAAGGAUCCACCACAACAAACCUCAGCGGUGGAAGGAUGCAGAGUCCAGCAAAGCUGGUCUUCUGCUUCGUCUCAUUCAGGACUUUGAUUUCAUCUUUCCCAUGGUGGCCAUCAAGAAUGCAUCCUCCUUCACCAGGGAGCUAAGCGCGGGGUUGCAAAAGGACCACUUCAGCGCUGCUUCACAACUUUGUCAGAUCACUGGCAUUGUGGCCACCCUGAACAGGGUGAAGACCAACAUCAAAGUUUUCCAUCAGAAUUGGUUUGAGGAAGCCUGUGCCAUCGCGCAGAGCCUGAGAGUGCAGAUUAAAUUACCUGAGGGUGCAGCUGCAACCAAGGACGGCAUGGUCAAGCCUGCAGCAUACUACAAAGAAACGCUCAGCAUGCCCCUGGUCGACAACCUCAUCAAUGCUGUGAAGGACCAUUUUUCUGAUGACCACAAGGAGGCGCUGAACUUCCUGUCACUUGUUCCAUGCUCAGUAACUGUGAGCUACAUGUUUGAGAUCCUCAAGUCAAAGCCUCCUCUUUACGUCAACGACCUGCCCGACCCAGACAACUUUUCCACUGAACUCAGCUGCUGGAGGGUGAAGUGGAAGACCAAAAUGGUGUCUGUCACCAUCCCAGAUACUAUAUUUCAAACAUUACGACUGCCUGUCAUGCAGUACUUUGCAAACAUUGCUACACUUCUGAGGAUCAUGUGUGUCUUGCCUAGCACAGCGUUGGAGUUUUGUGGUGAGACGACACGUCACAAGAUGUACCAGGACUACCUGAAAAACACUCUGAGUAAGGAUAGGACUCCAUGUUUAGCCCUUUUGCAGGUUGGGACCAACUUCAGCAGGGAUCUGGACAGGAUGGUCACACAGUGCUUGAAGGUUACACCCAAGACCUUGGAGGGCAUUUGCCUUGAUAAAGAAUCUAAAAGUAUAAUGAAGAACCCUGAGAUAAAUACUGAAGUGGAGUACAACAUGGAGGAAGGAGAGGAGUUUGACCCUUGCGUUACCACAAACGUAAAGGAAGAGCAGGUGCUGCAGGCCGCCGAUACCAACGGUCACUCCGGAGACAAUCGGAUGAGCGCACAGAGACUCUUUCGACAGGCGGCACGCCUGGCAAGGAGGGGCAGGUUGCUCUCGAGCCUCCCCAGGGAUGAUCAGGACGCUCUGACUGAAGAGCUAAGUUUGUGCCACUGGUCGCAGGCAGACGACGAAGGCUCCAGCAUAACCGACCAGGAAUUCCUCGAAGGCGUCAUCAAGUCCAUCCGCGAAGCCAUUCUUGAAGAAGUACUGGAGUCCCCUUUUUUCUCCGUUAUCAUUGAUAAGGUGGUCACGGUUGCCGUUAAGAGGUACUUGCCGGUGUUUGUGCGGUAUGUUCAUGACUACUCACCAAAGGUAGAACUUUUGGGUUUUCUUCCCUUGAGUGACAGCUGUCAGGGAGAUUCUCAGGCCAAGACCCUUUCACAGACCCUCACUGAUGACUGGGGACUGCAAAUGAGCUACUGCCGUGGCCAAGCAUACAUGCGAUCAGGCCCAGAGAGUCAAAGCCUCAGGAAAUUGUCUUUGGACUUUCUGGAGAGUUACCCUCUUGCUGUAGUCACACCCAGUGAGUCAUGUGGACUGGCCCAUUGGCUGGCAGGAAGUCUGCAGUGUGACCACAUGUCUACUCUCCUUGACAUUGCUGACGACCUGCUGCAGUUUUUUGACCAGUCACCCACACUGGAGAGCAAGCUUGCCGAGACGGUCGACGGCCUGAUGAACACUGCACGCGAGGCCUUCGAAGAGAGCCCUGAAACCUGCUGCUCCAGGUGGAGGAAGAGGGAGGACUUCUUUGACGCCUUGGUGGACACGUUGGAGGGAGUUCUGAGUUGUCUCGAUUCCGUGAGCACCAACAGCGAGGGUGUUUGGAGCAGCAGCAUGGCGCUCCACGCUGGCAUCCUCUCCAUGGCCGUUCGGGGGACUGAAUUUGUGGUCACGUUGGUGAUUCUCAAGAACGCUUGCGCCCCCCUGAAGAACUGUAGCACUGUGUUCCGCUGUGGAAACCCUGCUGACAUUGUCUGUGAGCUGGAGAAGAUCCCGCUCAUCACGGAGACCCUCAGCAACAUGCUUGAAAAUAUCGAUGUUCUGCACUCAAUGUGGUUUGAACAAGCCAUGCAGCUCGUUGCGAAAGUUUCCGGUUUGGUCGUUUUCCCUGAGGCUGCUGGUCUGGCUGAGUCCCCUGAGGUUUACUACCGAGAGACCAUCACCCUCCCAGUUCUUAAAGGCCUGAUUGAGGAAAUGAAGUACAACUUUUCUGAUGGCCACCUGAAAGCCCUGAGGGUGCUUUCUCUGCUUCCCACUUGUUGCCCACCGCCAGUGGUGCCGGAGGCGCCCGAUCAGAUCCACCUCACCUUCCAAGAUGAGCUUCCGGAACCAGACAUGGCCGAGGACGAUCUCAACGCCUGGGCCACGGUGUGGAGGGAGAAAUACCAGGACAUCUCCCCGCCGGCCUCCAUCUCGGAGACGCUGCUUCACCCCGAAUCCAAGAGCCACCCUAACGUGACCACACUGCUGAAGAUGGUGGCCGCCCUGCCGAGCGUCAGCAUGGAGUGUGACCUGAUGAAGAGCUCUCUGAACUCCUUAAAAGGGCUGCUCAAGAACACUGUGUGUAGGGGCAGCCGGACCGACACGGUGAUGCUGCUCACUCAUCAGCCUGUGUUUCACCUGCUGGAGAAAAUCAUUGACAAGUGCAUUGAUAGUGAACCAGAGAGCCAGUCGUUUCUUACAAAGGUGAAGCAGAGAAUGGACCGUUUUAAACUGAAAAGUGAACGGACUCCAGUGGAAACCAAUGGCUCUUGCAAACUAGAAGGGGACAAUGAUGAACUCCAAGUGAAAAUGGAAGACGACCAUCCUGCUAUCAAGGUGGAAGCAUCCUCUGAGAAUAGUGUUGUGCCGAGACCAGUCUCGUCCUUCUACAGCCCCUCUGUUCGAGAGGAAAUCCUCAAAGAGCUUUGGCAUUCGCAGUUCUUUACAGUCAUCAUUGAACAGGAUGUGGAAAUCGAUUCUGAGACGCACGUUCCCAUCUGCAUCAGGUAUUUGGACGGACAGGACACUCAGUGCGAGGAGACUCUAGCGUUCCUUCCACUCAGUAGCGACCUCAAAGCUUUCGCAGAUUCCCUGGAGGCAGUUCUGUCAGAAAAGUGGGGCCUAAACAUGGCGUUCUGCCGUGGUCUCUCCCUGCUGGGCGUCGGUACCGUGGGGGCACAGAUGAAAUUGGCGCUGGCCUUAUUAACCGAGAGGUACCCUCAGGUGAUCUGCACCCUCAGCUCCGUCGUGUCCCUCAAUGUGUGGUUGGCGCGGUCGUCUCCCGCGGCGGUCGCGGGCUGUCGAGGGCACCUGCUGGAGGAGCUGCUGCAGUGGUUCACCGUGGACGUCCAGCGGCAGGCGCGGCUGGACGACACCAUCAUGUGUCUGUUUGCGGAGGACGAGGCCAAGGGCAACGAGCUGAGGGAUAAGCUAAACUGCAAACACUGGGAGCGCAGUCACGACACGCUGGACUUGGUGGUGGACCUCCUGGAGGCGAUCACCCUCUGUCUCGGGGAAAUGAGGCAUGAGAUGAGCGGACCGGAGAGAAGAGACGUGCUGCGCUUUUACGACGCGCUCCAAGAUUUCCAGACCAUAUUCACAGUGGUGGCCUUGAAGUACGUCUUGAGCAUCACCAAAACCCUAAGCGAGGGCCUGCAAGGAAAGCCUUUGGACAUGUUGCACGCUGUAAACGACCUUCCUGUCCUGCCCGUCACACUCGGUGAAGUGAAGACAAACUUGGACUCUCACCAUCAGACUUGGUUCACAGAGGCAGUAGCAUUAGCCUCCAAGCUACAGGUCCACUUGCUCCAUCCAGCACUGCUGGAACCUUUGAGUGAGCAUUACAGAGAGACCAUUAGCCGGGUGGCCGUGGAUCACGCCAUCGCUGAAGUCACUGAGCUUUUUCCGGAGCGCGUCGUAGACGCCGUGCGCUGCCUGCAGGUCGUGCCUUACGUCAUGUCCAGAACGGAGAACAACUGUGUAGACGUGGGCCUGGUCAGCAUGUUCAAGGAGGACCUCCCCGACUUGGCCUCGUUCCCCUCCGAGGCACAGAAGUGGAAGGCCAAGUGGACGAACUCGAUGGGAGCUCACUUGUACCUGCCCAGCACUGCGCUGGACACCCUGAAGGUGUCAGACAUAAGGUCCUUCAGCAACGUGGAGAGUCUCCUUCGGAUCCUAGUGGUCUUGCCGUUCUCGAGGAGAGAGAGCACGUUCAGGCAGGGCAGGAGAGCUCUGCAGGAGUUCGCGCAGCAGCCUCAGAGAAUGCUCUCCGAGCUGCAUCCGUUGUAAAGGAAAGGGGCUCCACAUCUGACCCCCCACGACUAUGCUAUGACUCCAUUUGUUUUUGUACUGCUGAGUUUGAAACCUAUACCCACUGUACCCCCACUAUUAUAUUGUAGAUCUAAAAUGCCGUAGGUAUGUUUUCUUAAAAAAAAAUACAAAAAAAAUAGAAAAUUCAGAAGAGCUGUAUACUUAAAAAUGUAAUUAAUUUCUUUUCUGUGUUUGAGUUUACCAGUCUUUUCUGGCUCUUUCUUUUUCUCAGUUUUAUGUUGAUGCUGUCAAUUUGAAAUUUCCAUCUAUCUAAGCGGACUGCCUUUUGGGACCAACGUCUUGCCAAAAAGAGAAUAAUAUUAACAAUAAGUUCCCCUCUGAGGACUAAUCGCUUGUGUGCCUUCAUAUGAAAGCCUACCCCUAGCUCGUGAACGCGGAGGGACGGGGUGUCUGGAAUGACGGACUGUUCCAUCAGGCUUCAUUGCGGGAAGUUUCGUAGUAUCUUCAGGAACUUUAAAGAACUUCGGUUGCAUCACUUCCUGAGUGAAAUUUUAUUGAAGUCAUUACACUCACAUACAUCACUGGCCAACUGCAGAGUCAUUUCACAAAGCUGUAUGAAGCUCUCUUGGCACAAAUUUGAAAUGCUUAGUAUGAUUUAUUUGUCUUUUUUUUUUUUUUUUAGAUCAAAGUUUUAUUGCGAGAUGUUGAUCUUUAUUGUCACACAUUGGUGGAUGCUGGAAGUCAAAAUAAAAGCUAAAAACAAUGUAUAGGUGAACUUGCAACAUCUUAAAAAGAUGAAAUUGAUUUAGUUAUGUAACUUUUGUUCCAUCUGAAAUAUUUUGUGUAAUUUUUAAAUGUGAGUCUUUAUUUUCUUGGAAUGCCGUUUCUUAGAGUGUCAUCAUGAAAUUUACCUUUUCAAACUGAUUAAGGCUGAGAACUAAAGAAUAACAAUAAUCACAGUGCCAAAUCAUUGAACAGAAAUGAGCACAUUAGCGUAAAUUAGCAGCUGAAUUAUGAAUGAAGUGAUUGGUACAGCCAGCACUGUUUUGUUUGGUUUGAUGUACGCAUGAAUUGUUUCACAGUUUAAUUUUGUGUUCAUUUUGAUUUUUAUUGUUUUGGCUCACGGCAUCCAUCAUAUUAGGCCCCUCCCAAAACAAAACACAUUCACAUAUAUACAUACAUAUAUAUAUAUUUGUCAAAAUAAAAUUAUUCAAACCAA